CCGCGCCCCUCCCCCGCGCGGCGCUCAGUGCCAGGCGGGAGGCGGUAGCGGUUGGAGGCUACGCCGGGCUUUGCAGCGGGGACUUCGGCGGCGGCGGCGCCUCAGGCACCUCGGCCCUGACACAAUGAGGCGAGUGGUACGGCAGAGCAAGUUUCGGCAUGUAUUUGGACAAGCGGUAAAAAAUGACCAGUGUUACGAUGAUAUCCGGGUUUCUCGAGUGACCUGGGAUAGUUCCUUUUGCGCUGUCAAUCCCAGAUUUGUCGCCAUAAUCAUAGAAGCUAGUGGGGGAGGAGCGUUCCUUGUGCUCCCUUUGCACAAGACUGGUCGGAUCGACAAGUCCUACCCUACAGUAUGUGGCCACACAGGACCGGUGCUGGACAUAGACUGGUGCCCACAUAAUGAUCAGGUCAUUGCCAGCGGUUCAGAGGACUGCACAGUUAUGGUAUGGCAGAUCCCAGAAAAUGGACUCACCCUUUCCCUGACCGAGCCAGUGGUCAUUUUAGAAGGCCACUCAAAGAGAGUUGGCAUCGUGGCCUGGCACCCGACGGCCCGCAAUGUGCUACUCAGCGCAGGCUGUGAUAAUGCCAUCAUUAUCUGGAACGUGGGCACGGGGGAAGCCCUCAUAAACUUGGACGACAUGCACUCGGACAUGAUCUACAAUGUAAGCUGGAACCGGAACGGCAGCCUCAUCUGCACGGCCUCCAAGGACAAGAAAGUGAGAGUCAUCGACCCUCGGAAACAAGAGAUCGUUGCUGAGAAGGAGAAAGCUCACGAAGGAGCGCGGCCCAUGAGAGCCAUCUUUCUGGCUGAUGGCAACGUCUUCACCACGGGUUUCAGCCGCAUGAGCGAGCGGCAGCUGGCCCUCUGGAACCCGAAAACUAUGGAGGAACCAAUUGCUCUCCAUGAAAUGGACACUAGCAAUGGGGUGUUGCUGCCUUUCUAUGACCCUGACACCAGUAUCAUUUACUUAUGUGGAAAGGGCGACAGCAGUAUCCGCUAUUUCGAGAUCACGGAUGAGUCCCCGUAUGUCCACUACCUCAACACAUUCAGCAGCAAGGAGCCUCAGAGGGGGAUGGGCUACAUGCCCAAGCGGGGACUCGACGUUAACAAAUGUGAGAUUGCCAGAUUCUUCAAACUUCAUGAGAGAAAAUGUGAGCCUAUCAUCAUGACUGUCCCCAGGAAGUCUGACCUUUUCCAAGAUGACCUGUACCCUGACACAGCGGGACCGGAAGCAGCGCUGGAGGCAGAGGAGUGGUUCGAGGGGAGGAAUGCAGAACCAAUCCUCAUCUCCCUGAAGCACGGGUACAUUCCAGGCAAAAACAGGGACCUCAAGGUGGUCAAGAAGAACAUUCUGGACAGCAAGCCCACGGCAAACAAGAAGUGUGACCUGAUCAGUGUCCCCAAGAAGACUGCAGACAUGGCCGGCGUGCAAAAUGAAGCCAAGUUGGAUGAGAUUUUAAAAGAGAUCAAAUCUAUAAAAGACACAAUCUGCAAUCAAGAUGAGCGUAUUUCCAAGUUAGAACAGCAGAUGGCGAAGAUAGCAGCCUGAAGGUCACCCCACCCCCCACGGGAGCAGGAAGGCGCGCGAGGCUGGUGGUUGGUGUGGUCCCAGGGAGGGCGAGAGGGAGGCACUGCCAUUGGAGACAUUCCAUUUCAGAUUUGUCGACCAGCGAUAGGCCACAUUCCAGUAAGAACUCAAUUCGUCUCCCAAAUUUGCAGAAACAAAAUGUGAUUUAAAAGCCGAGCUUUUUACCAGAAAGCUUUUUUUUUUUUUAUGUUUUAAGUGUUAUGUGACUUGUGAACUUCUAAAAGACAAAAGUGCUACUUUGAAAAUCCCAGAUAUUCUGAAUUUUAGAAAACCAACCAAUUCCGAUUCAGUGUCCUGCCCACGUACCUUUUAUUAUUAUUAUUUUUUUUACAUACAGGGACCAAUGCCACAUUGCUUUUUAUAUUUCUUUCUUUUUUUUUAAAUGUUGCCAAAACCAAAAGUAGCUUUUUUUUCCUUUGUAUUUUGCUACCUUGCAGUAUUUGUGUGUGGGGUUUUUUUUUUUUUUUUCCUUAAUUUGAAAGGGAUAGCACUGUAUGUUUAUAAACUAAAUGAAGAUAAGAUAUUAUUUUGUAUAAACAUUCAUCUGAGAACAAUCAGCAGUAGCCACAUGGUGCUGACUUCUUUGCAGCACAAACCUGGUCAUCUUCACGGCUCUACAAAAGGAAGACUUGAAAAAUCACUUGGAUUUGUAUUCCCACCUCUCCUUCCAUUGCGUCUUCUGACCAAAACAAGCUCACAGCAAAUCGUUUCCCUUCUCUUUUCUAGAAAUUGGGUGGUUAUACCAAAAUGGAAUUUUGCUUCUUGGUUAUCCUGUGCUUCAGAUGAUUAUAAUCUAACCUAAACUA
Messenger RNA from Phacochoerus africanus (Common warthog), 2394 nucleotides. RefSeq names its product coronin 1C (gene CORO1C). Gene Ontology annotation, biological process: neural crest cell migration; actin filament organization. The record is from RefSeq and is a predicted model, not a curated record. The transcript has 11 exons. Lineage: Eukaryota; Metazoa; Chordata; Mammalia; Artiodactyla; Suidae. Gene Ontology annotation, molecular function: actin filament binding. The coding region runs from base 125 to 1549 and encodes 474 amino acids.